Molecule: messenger RNA, 3481 nt
Organism: Columba livia (rock pigeon)
Lineage: Eukaryota; Metazoa; Chordata; Aves; Columbiformes; Columbidae
Gene: CCDC158
Product: coiled-coil domain containing 158
Exons: 22
Coding region: 87-3383 (1098 amino acids)
Source: RefSeq, a predicted model, not a curated record
GGUUUGUUGCCACGGCUACCGAGUCGGGCUGCAGGGCGGGGGAAGGCGCAGGUGGCUCCAGCAGCUCCGCAGGGCGCGGGGGCUGGAUGCCCAGCAAAAGCGGGAGCGCCUGGGAGGUGAGCGGUGUCCCCUCUUGUCCCAGCCCCAGAGCAAGGGGCAGAGCCCCAGUGCACCCCCAAACCACAGCAGAAACCAGUCUCGGCCGUGUCUGUCAGAGGCUGUUUUCCAUCCUCCAUGUGUGUUCUUCUGUUGGUGCACUGACAAUUCUGGAGCGCGGUGCAGCUAAGGGAGUGCAGACCAGACCUGUUUCCAGCAGGUUAUUGUUACUUUUCUUCCCUCGGCCUGAAGUAGUCCACAUAAAACCACUUUUCUUCGUGUUUAGGUGCUGUUACAAUGAUCAAGAAUUCUCAGGAAUUAAGACCACUGAGCUACCUGAGCAUCAGAAAAUCAAUUUAAGAGCCGUCAUUGCUGAUUUACAGACCAAACCAAUGGAAAUGCAAUUGGAAAGAGAUGUGCUUCAGGAUAGCAGACAAAAAGAAUCUCAGAGCCAAGAGAAUGAAAAAACACAGCUAAAAAAUGCUAUUCAAGAGCUGGAAGCUGCCAACCAGCUGCAGGAGGAGAUGCUGAGGGAGGCUGACAGCCAAACGGAGCACUUGAAAAAGAAGGUCCAGAGGCAGGAGGGAGUACUUCUGGAACUACACCGCAUCCUUAGGGACUACAAGGACCGCACAGGCAAGAAACUCUGUGCGCAUGAGAAUAUUGCUGCCCUGCACAUGCACAACCUGAGCACAGCAUUUGCUGCCGUCUUGCGAGAUGUAGACUCAGAGGUGUCAUGCCUCAAGGAAAAGGUUGUGCUGGUGGAAGAAGAACUGGAGUCCUUGAAAAAAGAUUCACAGGCCCAAAGGCAACUUCUGCUUCAGCAACAUCAAAAUAGGUUUGAGCAGCUAAUAAGUGAGCAUGAACAGGAGGGGGCAGCACUGACUGACAAGCUAACAGUGCCCGCAGCUACGCCGAUAGUAUCCCGAGCCAGAGAACAAACAAGAAACCAAAAUGCAGUGUGUGCACAUCAAGUUAGUCACCUGCAAUCUACAGUUUCUCAGCUGCGUUCUGAAUCACGAGGGGCUAAGAGGAUGUCUGAAGACAAGGUCAAAGACCUUGAGGAGUCACACCCAGCUCAUUCUGAGACAGCCGAACCUCACACAGAACAGGAUCCAUGUGGCCAAGAAUCUGGCAGUCUGGAAGACCAGAUUCAUCAAUUGAUGACUGAACUUCAUAAAAAAGAGAUAGAACUACAUCUAGAAAAAGAGCAGAACAAGCGGAUUUGGGAUCGGAACACAGACGACAGCGUCGUCAUUGACCAUCUGAGGAGAGAACUGGACAACAAAACCAUGCAGUUGCAGCACAUGGAAAGCACAGUGAAGGCCAUGAGGGCUGAAUGUCACAGGCAAAUGGAGCACCAGAUGGCUGCAAUUAAGGAAAAGAAUGAAAGCGUUGGUAGAAUCUGCUCUUUGACUGUCCAACUGGAGUCAACCAAGGAAACACUCUGCAAGGUUAAAGAAGAUCUUACAGCCAAACAGGUGGAUUUGGAGACUGCUGAGCAAACAGUGUCAGAUCUGACAGCCUGUCUGCAGGAGAAAGAGAGUGCCCUGGAGCUCACUGAGAAGGAAAUCAAGGAGCUCCAUUCACAACUCGGCAGUAGGAUGCAGGAGCUCCAGCACCUGAAGAAUGAAGAGAACCGUUUACGUGACGUGCAGUCAGAGUGUGAAACACUGAAACUGCAGGUGACAGAGAAGGAAAGGAUUAUUGACAUCUUCCAAAAGCAGAUUGAUAUCGUCACCCAGAUCGUGGGCCAGCACAGUCGAACUGCCAGAGCGAUGGAAGUUGAGAAAUCUCAGCUUAUAAAAGAACCGAAUGACUGGAAACUUGAAGCACAAGAACUUAAGAUUGCAAUGGGUGAGAAAGAAGCCAGAAUACAUGAAAUGGAGACCAGAGUGAGAGAGCUGGAGCUGGACAAUGUUAAACUCAUAAACACAGGCACCGAGAGGCUCCGUGCGCUUAAUGACAUGAAACUGGAAAAAGACCGGCUAAUGAAUGAGCUCCAAGACAGCCAGAGUGAGCUGGCUGGCCUGGCAGAGGAAUUUGAAGAUCUGAAGAGGGAUUACCAGGAUAAAAUCAAGGAGAUGGAAAACACUGUAAACAGACUGAAAAUGCAGUUGAAAUCUGCUCAGGCUGAACUAGAACAGACCAGGACUGCUCUAAAGGCUAUGGAGGGCUCUGAUGGCCGUGCUAUGAAAGUUGCAGUGGGAAUGCAGAAGCAGAUCACAGCUAAGAGGGGACAGAUAGAUGUGUUACAGAGCAAGAUUAAAUUCUUGGAAGAGGCAACGACAAAUGCAGCUAAGGAGAAGCAUUACCUCAGAGAAGAAAACAGUAAACUAAGUCAAGAAUUGAGCUAUAUUACAGCAGAAAAUACCAAGAUUGCUGGGGAGCUGGAGAUCCUGAGAUCACAAGACAAACGUCUGAAAGAAAAAAUAUCUAAGAUGGAGACAGCCCUCGAUAAGGCAUCUGUACAGUUUGCGGAAUGUCAGUGCAUAAUCCAGUGUCAGGAACAAGCAGCGAUGCGCUUCAGACUGCAGCACACUUUAGAUGUAAAAGAGCUGCAGGGCCCUGGUUUCUCGUCGGCUUCUGCUUGGGGCAGGCGGCGGCACACGGCGCCUCUUUCCCAGCUGCGCUCUGCUGUCCUGGCCAGCUCCCGUGCCCCUCGAAUGCCUUCCAAGCCAGGUGUUUUGAAGGAAGAACUAUUGCAGGAUCUGAAGAGGAUUCUUCAAGAAUUAACGAGCUCAGACAAUGACAUUCCCACUGCGGAUCUUGGCAAGAGUGACAGCAAUGGUGGGAGAAAGUCACCUUUAGCCACCGUGAGGAACACAGUGGAUCCUUCAUGCUUACGCACUGCAGAUACUCAGUCCCAAGAUGUUACGCUGCCCUUUGCGUCCCCUGCAGGUACAUCCAUCUUCUCAGCAGCUCCUUGUCGCACAUCCUGCCCCGAGAAGGUCUCUCGGGAGGAGAGAUUCAGAGACAAGUCUCCGGUACACGCGCUGUUGACUUCCCCACCCUCUGAGGUUGUGGCUGGCCCCAGUGCCUCAGCAGAGCACCGACGGCGUGGGAGGAAGUGCGGCUCUCCAGCGGGAGCAGCAGUACCCCAGACAACUUCUCAGCCCAUGGAAACCAGCAUGAAUACACCUAGGAGGCUGCAGAACAAGGUGGAAAGCCUGCAAAACCUGGUGGAAUCGUUACAGACAAAAAACCAAGCCUUGUCAUCAACGAUCAGAACUCAGAAAAUGAAGACAGACAAAGCAAAGGAAAAGAAGAAAAAGCUGUCAAAGUGAAGACGCUGUAUACAUUAGUGAUUACUUUCACGUAUGUACAUUAAGUUUAAAAUAUGUUAUAUUUUUAAAGAUUAAUAAACAUUUUUUAAGUUUUGUAA